Molecule: messenger RNA, 742 nt
Organism: Eurypyga helias (sunbittern)
Lineage: Eukaryota; Metazoa; Chordata; Aves; Eurypygiformes; Eurypygidae
Product: WW domain-binding protein 4-like
Exons: 8
Biological process (GO): mRNA splicing, via spliceosome
Cellular component (GO): nucleus; precatalytic spliceosome
Molecular function (GO): protein binding; RNA binding; zinc ion binding
Source: RefSeq, a predicted model, not a curated record
AUGACUCUCCACGUAGCCACAGUGGUUUGCGACAGAUGUGAUGUCCAGUACCAUUUAGGAAAUAAAUGGGUGGAAAAUAUAGCUGUGAAAAUACAGUUCUUCACACUCUCAGGUCAUGACUUUUGGAGGGUGCAGCUGGCCGAUUACUGGAAGUCUCAGCCAAAAAAAUUCUGCGAUUACUGCAAGUGCUGGAUAGCAGACAACAGACCUAGCAUUGACUUUCAUGAAAGAGGAAAGAAUCAUAAAGAAAAUGUGGCAAAACGAAUUAGCGAGAUUAAAAAGAAAAGCUUGGAAAAAGCCAAAGAAGAAGAAAACAUGUCAAAAGAAUUUGCAGCAAUGGAGGAAGCCGCAAUGAAAGCAUAUCAAGAGGAUUUGAAAAGGCUUGGAAUUAAGCCAGAUGAGGUAGGUCCCAGUUCGACACAGAGUAAAACACAGAGUAGCACUGUGGAAACUAAAGGAAAGAAAGAGAAGAAAGAGAAGAAGGAAAAGAAGGAAAAGAAAGAAAAGAAAAAAAAGACACCCGAGGAUCCCUCAAUGCCACCAAAAAGUGAAACCAAGGAGUGGGUGCAAGGACUUUCUCCCGAAGGCUAUACAUAUUACUACAAUACAAAAACAGGAGAGUCACAGUGGGAGAAACCUAAAGGAUUCCAGGGCAGCUCUCAAAAGAGUUGAACAGGAGCAGAGUGGGUAGAAGGUGUCAGUGAAGAUGGUCAUACCUAUUACUACAACACACACACCGGAG